GUGUUGUUUCCAACUUCAGCUUGGCUCCUCCAUCUGUGCUUCGGCUCGUAGUUGCCAAAAAACGAAGUGCCAGCGCUGGUAGAGGGAGCUAUGCUCCAGAUGUCCAAAUCAUGGGAGGAAGCGUAGCUGCUGCCAUUCCAUCUGACAUCAUAUCAGAACUGUGUCACACUGAUAAGGACUAUCCAUUCCCUGUUUGGCAGAAUGGCACACUAAGCCCAUGUUUUAACCAGCUGAUCUGUGGCUCUCUUGCCCAUGCAGUCACUGCAGUCCUUAGCGCCUGUUACUUGAGUGUUCCAAGAUUCGGUAGCACUCCACUUUCCCUGGCUCUUGGCUGGAAUUUUAGGGCUGCUUCUGCAUUACUCCUGGUUCUUCUUUUCAUCACAGAUUUGGUAUUGACACUUGAACUGCAACAGCAGGCUAUUUACCUGGACAUACUGACCAAUGGAUGUGGUAUCAUUGCUUGGCUCGUUCACUUUAUAGCAGUUUUGGCUCUACAAAGAUCUGUCUACAGAAGGACUAGAGGUCCACUACUGUUUGUGGUCUUGGCUGUUCUUCCAGUUCCUAACCUAUCUUUCACCAUUGCUGCUUAUAUCCAGGACAGUGAACAUCUCAAUACUGGAUACCCCUGGCAGGUGGUCCGUCUUGCCUUAACUGUGGCCAGAGCAGCCCUGAUUCUUGUGUACCUACUAGCCUUUACCUUUCCUUGUUACAAAUUACGAGGAGAGUCCCUCCUUAUAAAUGCAGACGAUGCAGCUCCUCUUAUUGUCCCAGAGCCUUGUGGAGGAGAAACGGUAGCGGAGGAUGGCUGCAGCUGCCUGUCCAGGUUCCUCUACCUUUGGCUGAACCUUCAGCUUAAGCAAGGUCAACGUGGUGAGUUGGAAAGACCAUGUGAUGUUUUCCAGCUGCCCCGCAAACUUCGGACCAAGGCCAUCACUCAACGGUUUGGUCAGUGUUGGGCACAGUGUCUGCAUCAAAAAGCAUUGAGAACAUCUCAAGACUUGCCUAGGAAUGCUAGAAAGGAUCAGCAGGAAAGUUUAUGUGGUGAGGUCCAGCCUGAAGAAUUCUCUGAGGAAGGAACCCAUCAAGAGGUAAAGCUCUUGUGGGUCCUGCACAAGGCUUUUGGUCCUCGCUACUACUUCUUGGGUGUGCUAAAGCUGUUAGCUAGCCUGUUAGCAUUUGCAGGACCUCUGCUGCUCAGUGCGUUAGUGGGCUUCAUGGAGACUGAGGGGGCACCACUGAGCAGAGGUGUGUGGUGUGCUGUAGGGCUCUUCUUGACCACGUUCCUGGCAGCGUUCCUGCGCAACAUCUUUGUGUUUGAAGUGUCAAAGGUAGCUUUGGAGGCUCGGGCUGCUGUGGUGUCAACCAUCUAUGCCAAAGCUCUGCAGGUCAGCGGUUCAGCCCUGGCUCGAUUCAACAUGGGUGAGGUGGUCAACUUCAUGAGCACCGAUACAGACCGAUUGGUGAAUUUUUUUCGCAGUUUUCAUGAAGUCUGGAGUCUGCCGUUCCAGUUCGCCCUUGCCCUAUACCUGCUUUACCUGCAAGUGGGUGUGGCCUUCUUAGGGGGACUGGGCGUGGCUAUUCUGCUUGUGCCUCUCAAUAAGUUCCUGGCAGCCCGCAUCCUGGAGAACAAUAAACACAUGCUGGCACAUAAGGACAGCAGAGUGAAGCUAAUGACUGAAGUGCUUUUUGGAAUUCGAGUUCUUAAGUUCUAUAACUGGGAGCAGCACUUUACGCAAAAGAUAAACCAAAGCCGCAAAAAAGAGCUGAGUCACCUGAAGACCUUGAAGUACUUGGAUGCGGUGUGUGUGUAUACCUGGGCUGCUCUUCCUGUGGUUAUCUCUAUCCUCACCUUCAUCACCUAUGUGCUGCUUGGGAACAGUCUCACUGCUGCGAAGGUUUUCACCACUCUGGCUCUGGUGGGCAUGCUCAUUCUGCCACUUAAUGCUUUCCCCUGGGUUCUUAAUGGCACACUGGAAGCUAAAGUAUCUCUGGAUCGCAUUCAGCAGUUUCUGGUUCUGCAUAAUCAAGACUUCGCUGCCUACUACAGCCAAGUGUCUCCUGAGGAUCCUCUUACUGCCGUUCAGAUGACCCUGGCCAGUUUCUCCUGGAAGAGGUCAGAUGAUCCACAGUCUGAUUCUGAGGUAGAAGACAGGUCUCUGUCAGGAAGCCUGUUUCUCCAUAAUCUCAACUUAAGCAUUAGAAAGGGCUCUCUGGUUGUUGUGGUAGGGAAAGUUGGCUGUGGGAAAAGUUCACUGUUAGCUGCCAUUACUGGAGAGCUGAACAGAUGUGGUGGUGUAGUGCAUGUCCAGGGCAGAGAGCAGGGCUUUGGAUUGGCUGCCCAAGAGCCGUGGAUCCAACAUGCAACAGUGCGAGACAACAUUCUUUUUGGAAAGGACUUUGACAGUGGCUUCUAUCAGACUGUGCUUGAAGCUUGUGCUCUUACUGAUGAUCUUAAUAUUUUGCCUGAUGGGGAUCGAACAGAGGUGGGAGAGAAUGGAGUGACACUCAGUGGAGGGCAGAAGAGUCGACUUGCUCUGGCCAGAGCUGUUUAUAUGGACAAGGACAUCUAUCUACUAGAUGAUCCUUUAGCGGCAGUAGAUGCUGAUGUGGCCCAGCAUCUCAUGGAGAAGUGCAUUCUGGGCAUUCUUAAGAACAAGACCAGAAUCCUCUGCACUCAUCGAAUAGAGUUUGUGGAGAAGGCAGAUGUGGUGGUACUGAUGGACAAUGGAACUGUUGUGAGAACAGGAACACCAAAUGAGGUCUUAUCUCUUAUGAAAGCUGUACCAAAUGAUAGUAAGAAUGACAGCAAAGUGAAAGAGAAAGAUGGUGCUAACCAAGAAGAAUUGACCAGUGAACCAGUUUCAGAGGAGGGGCUAACCGCCAUGGGGGAAGAGCAAAAGCAGACAGGUGGACUUGCCUGGACAGUCUAUCAGUCCUAUUGGAGAGCAGUGGGCGGGUGUAUGGCUAUGUCUGUUCUUAUUUCCCUGUUCCUCAUGCAAGGCUCUAAGAAUGUGUCGGACUGGUGGCUGUCUUACUGGAUUUCCAAUUUAAAGGCUAAUGGGUCUGAGCUGGUGUCUCUGACAGCAGGUUCUCUCUCUUCCAUGGUGCUCCUCUUUUCAGAAAGGCCCAUGUUCCCUGUACCACUGAGACACUUAAGUCCAUUUGGCAACAUGAGCUCUGAGCUGAAGUUCUACAUGACUGUAUAUGGUUCUCUGGCUGCUGCCAAUACUGUCUUUACUGCUGCUCGUGCUUUCCUCUUUGCUUACGGAGCAAUCUGCGCUGCCACUGUCAUCCACAAAAGACUGCUGGAUAGUGUGCUUAAGGCGACCGUGACAUUUUUUGACAUCACACCCUUGGGCAGAGUUCUAAAUCGUUUCUCCUCAGACGUCUACACCAUAGACGACUCGUUGCCAUUCGUCCUCAACAUCCUUUUAGCCAAUGUGUUCGGGCUGCUGGGGAUGCUGGUGGUGAUGAGCUAUGGUCUACCCUGGGUACUACUCCCUCUAGUACCACUAGGGGCGCUGUAUUAUCAAACGCAGCGGUUUUAUCGCCACUCGUCCCGUGAGCUUAAACGCCUCUGCAGCCUCACACUCUCUCCAGUCUACUCGCACUUCUCAGAGACCCUCAGUGGCUUGGCAACAGUGAGGGCCAGUGGACAUGCUGCUAGGUUUGAGGAGGAGAACGAGAGGCGUCUGGAUCAGAACCAGCGCUGUUUGUUCAUCAGUAAUGCUGCUAUGCAGUGGCUGGACAUCCGGCUGCAAAUGAUUGGUGUCGCUGUAGUGACAGGAAUCAGUAUAAUCGCUGUGAUUGAGCAUCAGAUCAAAUCCAUUGAUCCAGGUCUGGUUGGUCUAGCUUUGUCCUACGCCCUGUCUAUCACUAACCUGCUGUCAGGGCUGAUAUUCAGCUUUACCCAGACUGAGAUGCAGCUAGUGAGUGUGGAGCGCACUGAAGAGUAUUCCACCAGCAUUCCACUGGAACCUCAGAAUGGGAGCACAGCGGUUCCAGCCUCUUGGCCAGAGCAUGGUCGAGUGGAGUUUAAUGGAGCUGUGCUGGCAUAUCGGCCUGGCUUGCCCAACGCUUUGGAUGGGGUGAGCUUCGUGGUGAUGCCAGGAGAGAGAGUGGGUAUUGUUGGACGCACGGGCUCAGGGAAGUCCACGCUGUUUUUGACCCUGUUCCGUAUGAUGGAACUGAACCAGGGACGGAUAGUGCUGGAUGGGGAGGACAUCAGUCGGGUUGAGCUAUCUCAGCUUAGGUCCAGGCUAGCCAUCAUUCCCCAGGAUCCCUUUUUGUUCUCCAGUUCAGUAAGGGAGAACCUCGACCCCAGUGGUCGUCACCUUGACCACAGGCUACUCGAUGCUCUGGAGCAAUGCCACCUAGGAGAUGUAGUCCGUAGAAUGGGAGGGUUGGAUGCAGAAGUGGGAGAGAGAGGGAAAUCUCUUUCAGUCGGCCAAAGGCAGCUGGUCUGUCUUGCUCGUGCUCUUCUGACUGAAGCAAAUGUUUUAUGUAUCGAUGAGGCCACAGCUAGUGUAGAUCACAAAACUGACAUGCUUCUACAGAAAACUAUCCGAGAAAGAUUCAAGGACAAGACUGUCCUCACCAUUGCACAUAGACUCAAUACAAUUAUGGACUCUGAUAGAGUUCUGGUGAUGCAUGCUGGGAAGGUGGCAGAGUUUGACAGCCCAGCUGCUCUAUGCAAGAGAACAGAUUCAGUUUUCAAGAAACUGCUUUGUGGAACAGGAGAAUGACUGAUUUUAUCAUCUAAUGUUUUAAACAGUGAUUAGUAAACUGCAUUAAAGUUUUACAAAACAUUGGCAGUGUUCACACAGCAACCUAGGUAGAGCUCUCUGAGUACUUUACAUAUUUUGCAUAUCUUUCUUACUGUGUGGUAAAAAAAAAGAAAAUCAUAGAAACUGCACUUGUACACUAAGAGUCUUUGUGAACAAGGCUAAAUGUUCACUUGAUGGCAUUUUUGUUUUGCCAGUGAGUGGCUAUACCUGCACUUUGUAAAGUUUUUAAAUGUGUGAAGGAGAGACUCAGGGAAAAACUGAUUGUUACCUCUUGUACUUUCAGACUUGAGACCAAAAUGUCAGUCAUUUGGUUCCUGUUUUAUUUUUUUAUUGCACAUUUAAAAUAAACAUUUUU
Molecule: messenger RNA, 5142 nt
Organism: Colossoma macropomum (tambaqui)
Lineage: Eukaryota; Metazoa; Chordata; Actinopteri; Characiformes; Serrasalmidae
Gene: abcc10
Product: ATP-binding cassette, sub-family C (CFTR/MRP), member 10
Biological process (GO): transmembrane transport
Cellular component (GO): membrane
Molecular function (GO): ATP binding; ABC-type transporter activity; ATP hydrolysis activity
Source: RefSeq, a predicted model, not a curated record